CGAGCGUGCGCGGUGGCGGGAGCAGGGGGCGGUCCCGCGCACGGUUCCCGCUCCGCGGCGCGCUGCGGGGCCGGGCAUGAAGCGCGGGCGCGGCGGGGCCCCGCUGGCCGGAGCGUGCGAUGUGUGGCUGGACACGGCCGAGCUGAAGCGGAGCGCGGCGCAGUCCCUCAGAGUCAACUCAGAAGCACCUCUGCGUGUUCUGGGAAGGAAAAACUCCUCAGCUGCUUUGACACGGACCAGGGGCUCUCAGCUGCGCACGAAGCAAACCACCAUCUCCUCCUUCUUCAGCACUCGCACAGAUGAAAAAGACAAAGAAAACUCCAGGCCGCCUCCUUUCAUCCCAAAUAAGGACUGUAAAGGAAAAGGUAUUUCUUUGGCUGCUGCCCCUGUGAAGAUCUUGGCUUUGCCGCAGAUGGAGGCAGCCCAACACCAACCACCCUUCCGAAGCGAGGCGGGGACGGUGCUGGUUACAGCCCAGCGUCAUGCACGGGAAGAUCCUUUCACAGACUCACACAUGGAGACCCACAGCAGGAGCGAGGCCUCCUGUGGGGCAGGAGAGGGUCGCUGCUGCUUCAGCCUCAGCUGCGGUUCAGAGGGCAGCCAGCUCAUCCCUCACACUCACAAGGCUCAGUUAUUGGCUGGAGAAGCAGUUUCAGCCAGCAGCAGCAGGACAAACAAACCAGAGGGCCGGGAACCCCCCGAGGAGGCAAAGGCCGGUCUUGUCUUCCACCCGAGACUUGGUGCAAAGCAGAGUAAGAAACCACGAGAAGGGAGCAGUGUUAAUUCUUUAAUUGAUUUUACUGAGACUAUAACCCCCAGUGGCAUGAGCUGCAGUACCGGGGCUGCUGGCUUUCAUUCGUCUCCACAGCGACCCGGUAGAGCGUGGCCCCUGCGAGAGCGCAGCCAGAACACGGGUGCUGCUUCAGCCGAGGCGGGAUGGGACAGUCCCUGCAGGGAGCUGUUCACCCAGGACUCGGAGGGGAACAGGGUAAUCGCUCACUGGGAGGUCCCAUCUCCAUGCAGGCAGCUGCCCCCCUCUCCCCCCAAGGGCUGUUCCAGCAGUGCUGCAGGAUGGAGCUGGAGCGGAUGGGGGGAGCAGGAGCCGGAGCUGUGCUAUGAGCUGCUGUUCACGCAGGAUUCGGAGGGGGGCAGAGUGAUUAAACACUGACACGUUGCCUUCGAAUGGGUUGUGAAGCUGCAGGGAAAGCGUUUUGUUUGUCAGCGUUAGGGAAGUGUAUCCCUGUUUCUGUAUGUGUGGCUUAGGCAGCACCUGCAGCAGCCCCAUGCGUCAGGCAGGACCCUUCUGUGCGCUGAGAUGAUGCUUUAAUAAAGGUAAAACUUUGAAGCAC
Messenger RNA from Strigops habroptila (Kakapo), 1349 nucleotides. RefSeq lists its product as uncharacterized. The record is from RefSeq and is a predicted model, not a curated record. The transcript is spliced from 3 exons. Gene Ontology annotation, cellular component: centrosome; spindle pole. Bases 77 to 1168 code for a protein of 363 amino acids. NCBI's taxonomy places the organism in Eukaryota, Metazoa, Chordata, Aves, Psittaciformes, Psittacidae. Gene Ontology annotation, biological process: spindle organization.